AUCCUGAGAGCGUCGCGUGCCAAGCUCGAGCCUGAAACACAAGGAUGUAACCGCCACCCUGAGCCGGGUAUAUAAAGCCCUCAGACACAUCUGUCCGGAGAACCGCUCUCUGUCUCUUUAUAGACACCUCUCAGAUGUUAGCGGUUUUUUUCAGUCUUGUUUGUCUCAAAUAAAAGUCUCAACAGAUAGGCUAUAUUGUCCAUACGCGAAAGGAAAACAGCUUGGAUUUACCUGAGAGGUUUGCUGUUAUCAUUUGUUUAUAGUGUUUAUAGCGACUGGCCAAACAUCAUGAUUCCACCUGGAGACUGUCUGUAUGCUGGGAGGAAGAGGAGAAAGCCCAUUCAAAAGCAAAAACCAGCAGGAGUGAACCAGAAGUCGAACCCGUCUAAGAGACACCGGGACCGACUCAAUGCCGAGUUGGACCGACUGGCCAGCCUGUUGCCCUUCACUCCAGAGGUCAUCUCCAAACUGGACAAGCUGUCGGUUCUGCGUCUCAGUGUGAGCUAUCUCCGCGUCAAGAGCUUCUUUCAAACUAUUCAGGAGAAAUCAAACAAAAAGCAAAGCCCUGCAUCCUGCAGCCCUGAGCCCAAAAAACACAGUCUCGGCAACAGCAUUCUGGAAAGUGAUCUUCUUCUUGAGUCUUUGACAGGGUUUGCGCUGAUUGUUAGCUCAGAUGGAGUCAUCUUCUAUGCUUCCUCUACAAUCGUAGACUACCUGGGCUUCCAUCAGACCGAUGUAAUGCACCAGAACGUCUUUGAUUAUAUCCAUGUGGACGAGCGGCAGGAGUUCAGAAGACAGCUGCACUGGGCCAUGAAUCCCCAGCAGGAACACCACUCUCCCUCAGGAACUGAUGAAGACUACAUGGUGAGAAGUCUGUUUAACGCUCAAGAGACAGACGGUGUCCCUCCUGAGCUUUCUCCAUUCCUCACUCGCUGCUUCAUCGCUCGAGUACGCUGCCUGCUUGACAACAAGUCCGGCUUUCUGAGGAUGCAGUUCCAGGGCAGUCUGAAGUUCCUCCAAGGCCAGAAGAGGAAGAGUAAAUCCGGAGCUUUGCUGCCGCCUCAGCUGGCUCUGUUCUGUGUGGCCGUGCCGCUUGUCCUGCCCUCCAUCACCGAGCUCAAGAUAAAGGGCAUGAUAAGCAAACAGAAAGUCUCCAACAUCAGUGAAAAGAGGCUCCACAUUUCUCGCACUUCUUGUGAUGCUGGCGACAUGACGCUUAACUGGCACAGUGGAUCGUGGGCGACUCUUACCAAAGAAGGCAUCCAGUAUAAAAGUGAAGGUCUCUGCAGCCAGGACGAGCCCCUUAACUUCUGCGUGUCCUCUGUGGCGGUCCAUAAAGUGCAGCCUACGCAAAGUCCCUGGGACUCUCGGUGUCACUCUGCCUCACACAGCGGCUACUUCAGCAGCAAACUGGGGAAGCACGUCCAGUCCGGAAAAUUCCGCUUCUCCCCAGGUUGCACUGCUGCGAUCUCCCAGUGUAAGCAGUAUGGACUCAGCGAUAAGGACGGGUACUGUGGGUACAGGAAGACUGAGAGUAGAUACAUGGCCAAUAACGAUUGUUACAGCAACCUACUGCUGCCCGAGACUGCCAUAAAGACGGAGCACGACUCUGACUCGGAGAACGGAUGCAGCGUAUAUGGCGCGCCCCAUAACGGCGUCUGGCGCUACAGCACGCCCUUCCCUGAUGCAAACCAGGUGAAAACAGAGGAAGACUAUGAUGAGUAUUAUUGCAAGCCUAGCAUCACAAACGUCUCUAGCAUCAACGGACACCACAAAUAUCUCUACACAGGAGCGGGCAGGCCGCUAAAAUGUGUCCUUAAUAAAGACCAUUCUGAUCCCCACAGCCUCCAGGGUACAAACUGUCACACAUACAUGAACAGCUCUGAGUCCAAGGUCUUUAUGCAACCCGACUACAAGCUGAGCUACGAGGUGAGGAACCACAGUCUUCUUCACCCCAUCAAAAGAGAACCCAUGGACUCUCUGCCCUGGACUGACGGUAGCCAUGAUGUUAUUCAAGAACACAUGGACAGAAAUGAGGCAAAUUGUGCACUGAACACAGUGGUGCACAAAACCAGUGCCUAUUUGUAUAUGCAAUAAUCUUUAGCGCCAAAUGCUACAUUUUGAAGCUCAGGUAUGUGUCUAAUUAUAGACAGGUGUUAGAACACUUGUUUUUAAGGGCUAGUUCUCUAUUAUGGCACUUUAAAAAAAAUGACAGAGUAUUUUGUAUGUAAUACUUGUAGCAUAACCUUUGCAGUUACCUGGUAUGGAAUUUUACAUCAUAUACAGUUUGCAACUAUAUUGUAUAUUUCAUUUAUUGCAUCUUCACACAACCUGAUUUUAAAUGUACAGACCACAAAAAGAAGGGAAAAUUACUUGGUUAUGGGAUACUAUUUAUACUACUUUGAAUUCUCCGUUCUGAUUGGUGAGAAGAUGUUGAAUAAUUUCUAUAACAGCAGCUCUGAGAGUCGCGCACGCUUUCUAAUGCGUCAUCAUUUCUAUAGUAACAGCUCACUCACAGGGACUUGUACGGCAAACAUUCCACAUAAUCUAAGACUAAUGAUAAAUAGAUUUUAAAAAUAUGUGUUGUUAUUUAACAAAAAAUGUAUAAUCAUUCAUAUCAUAUAUGGAUUUGUAUAAGGAGAUGUUUAUUUAACAGUAAUGAAGGAGUCUCCAGUGUCAGUACUUUGUUUUCAUGGCUCAAAGGAGUUUGUGCUUCCUGGUUUCUCUGUAACAUGAGACACUUUUUUUUGUUUGGUUGUUUUUUUUUUCUUCAAGACUGAGAGAAAAAAGAGAGCCUGGUGAAUGAACGACUGUUUAUAGCUGCUAUAACAUAAGUGAUAACAGGAACUAAGUUGUUUCGUGGACAUUUUCUUAACUAAAUGGAUCUACAGUGUGACGUAAUAACUUGAAAAUUUUAAUCAAAGGCAAAAUUGCUGUUUUAUAAUAGGUUUAAAAACUUCAGGCAUGCUGUUAUAGGAAAUAUCAACUUGAUUUGAGAAAUUUCACUUGCUGUCAACCACAACUAGUUGAAUAAACUUGUAGACUUGUGUAUUCUGUUGUUUUUCAGUGCAACCGUUAACGUUAACAUGGUGCAACAACGAAAUGUAUUGAUGGAAAACAGUAUUCUGCAUCGACAGACAUUGUGGCUUGUUCUGUCAUUUUGAAUUGUAAGCAGUGGUCUGUUUGCGUAGAAACCGGAUUUUAAGUCAAAAACUCAAUUCUGGGUUUUAUUUUUUAUUGGUUUCUGAAAUAAAGUUGAAAAACAAGUUUUGAUUUGAAGAUCUCAAACAGAGGAUGAUGCAUGCGUUAGAGUCAACUAAAAAGUAUCAUCUGUUUCUGUAUCGUCUGAUCAAGAGCACCAUUUCAUCCGAGGACGAAGAUGCUCCUGGCGUCAGAUUUGCAUGUGCGUGCGAGCGUGCAUGUGACAGGGUGCACUUGUGUGUGAGUGAGUGUGUGAGUGUGUGUGUGUGUGUGUGUGUAUUUGUAUGUUAUCAUGCUGCAAUGAAAAAAAAAUUAUUGCCUUAUGUCUGAAUAAAUGUUCUAAUUUAACUUUGUCUAAAAAUCUUUUGUUUGAUAACAGUUGAUAUUUUGGAGUAAAAAGAUAAUAUUGGAAUCAUUAAAAAGUUUAAAGUUAAAGUCUUUUUUUGUGACUAAAUGAUGGUGCAGGUCCCAUUAUAAAUAUUAUUGGACUUUUAUGGUCUAAUCCUUUAAUGGGUUCAGUUGUACUACAAUGUUUUGUUGUUUAAAUAAAUUUUUAUUAGCAUUUCCCUUUAUGAUU
Molecule: messenger RNA, 3778 nt
Organism: Pangasianodon hypophthalmus (striped catfish)
Lineage: Eukaryota; Metazoa; Chordata; Actinopteri; Siluriformes; Pangasiidae
Gene: ahrrb
Product: aryl-hydrocarbon receptor repressor b
Exons: 9
Coding region: 289-2097 (602 amino acids)
Biological process (GO): regulation of transcription by RNA polymerase II
Cellular component (GO): nucleus; aryl hydrocarbon receptor complex
Molecular function (GO): transcription cis-regulatory region binding; nuclear receptor activity; protein dimerization activity
Source: RefSeq, a predicted model, not a curated record